Molecule: messenger RNA, 3343 nt
Organism: Westerdykella ornata
Lineage: Eukaryota; Fungi; Ascomycota; Dothideomycetes; Pleosporales; Sporormiaceae
Product: phosphatidylinositol 4-kinase-like protein PIK1
Exons: 5
Coding region: 70-3024 (984 amino acids)
Biological process (GO): phosphatidylinositol-mediated signaling; phosphatidylinositol phosphate biosynthetic process
Cellular component (GO): membrane; cytoplasm
Molecular function (GO): 1-phosphatidylinositol 4-kinase activity
Source: RefSeq, a predicted model, not a curated record
GCAGUCACACCCACCGAUGACCGUUGAGCACGCUUCUUCCUAUUCUUUCGCCCAGAUGAGCCGGCCCCGAUGAGUUGGAACCUGCUUGAGCGAUUCAUAGAGUCGGACCACUUCAACCAAGACCCCUCGCUGACUGUGGCCUAUCUCUCGCGCUAUGCAGACCAUGUCGGUAUCCACUAUGUCCUAUGCUCCAAGCUUCGCCAUUUUGCCUACGAAGAGAUCGAGUUUUUCCUCCCACAGUUAUGCCACCUUCUUAUCAGCAUCGACAAUGAGUCUAUGGCACUUGAAGAGUUCAUAAUAGAUCUGUGUGAGGAGUCCGUGAAUGGAGCUCUUCUGACCUUCUGGCUCUUCCAGACCUAUCUGCACGACCUCUCCAGCGACCCAAGCUCCAACGCCUUCAAAACAUGUCGGCGGAUCUACAACAAAGUCCAGCGCAUUGUGUUUGGCUCGUCGGAGCCUCAGCGCAGAGAGAAGAUUAAGGAAAACAUCCUUCCCGUCACGGUUCUCUCCAGCUUGGUUGUUGCUAGUAUAGCGGCACCUUUUCUUCCAAGACAUGCCGGACCGCUGGCCAUCGCGCAGGCUCGCAAGCCCCGUCCGGUAGAGGAUAUGAUAUCCGAUAAUGUGCAGACUCACCGGAUAGGCCGCAGUAAUACCGUAGCUGCUGGCUCGCCACGACCAAGGAGACCGCGGACGGAUCAAGGCCACUCGGACCCCGAGGACCAGGCAUCAUCAAAAUCUCGCACGCCUCGUAUCAGAGAACCGCAUAGUCCCAAAGAAAUGCGAUGGAAAGCGGUACGGCCGACGCAACCUGAUCGGAUACCGUCUGCGCAAGAAAGAUCCUCGUUACUUGCAGCUGGUCCUGAAGCUCGUUUGAGUUCAUCUUCUCUCCCCGAUUUCAGCAGUCGUGGAACCUCCAACCUACCGACUCCACCAGCCACUGCGGGACUAGGACCCCUACAAGCCUCACGCAGACAUACGCAUACUUCUAGACCCCUGACUCCCAACGUCUUAACCCGGAAGCAGAAAAUUAGGCUUCUCCGGUCGAACUACUUCCGAAACGAAACGCAGUUCCUCAGCGCCUUGGAAGACAUCUCCAAUCGGUUGGUAGUUGUGCCCAAGCCAGCCCGCCUCAGUGCUCUGCGAGCCGAGCUCGCCCUGAUAGACCAGGAUUUGCCGACAGAAGUAGAUAUCCCUGUGAUUUUGCCUGCUACCCUCCCCGAUGGCGUAGCCUCACGCAGCCAACACCAUCGCAUAGUCCGAAUAAAUCCCGCCGAAGCCACGAGUCUUAACAGCGCAGAGAGAGUGCCAUAUCUCCUCAUGGUUGAGGUCUUAAAGGAGGACUUCGACUUUGAUCCUGAUAGUGAACAGAAUCAACAGCUUCUAGAGAAGCUGAUGAUGGAGAAGGGGACCACAAGGCGACGGCUCUUUGACAUUACCAACGCAGAGCAUUCAGCCUAUGUCCGAACGCCGCCGGGUGGAGCUGACAGUGUUUUUGAGCCAGCAAACGGUGAUCUCAGUAGUAAAUCGCUGAUCACAGACACGACUGAUGAUGACAUUGCUGCAAGCAUGUCUCGGGUUUCGUUACCGAGCUCUUCCACGGUCACAGCAAAAGCGCCUGCACCUCGGUCCUCGAGUGGUGCGAACACCAUGUCUUCCCUAGCAACCGUUUCCACACCAAGGACAUCGGACAUGGAGAUCAGCAGGUCGAACAGCCCUGGCGCUCGCAAACUCCCGCUUCCUUCAAGUCGCACUCAAGGUGCUGACCAGCCUGAUUUUUCUGCGCUCGCAACGCACAUGCGAACCGCGGCUCAGAUGCUGGCGCAACUUGAGGCGAGUAGCUCGAAACGGCCAAAGUCCGAAGUGGCUGCCAUCAAAGCUAAAAUCAUCGCAAGCAUGCAAUCUUUGGAGGAGCAAAGUUUCCUUGCGGAGGAUGCGACACCGACCUUCGACUCCAUCAUAGCAGAUACUGACCCGGCGCUGAUCACGGCUGAUCCGGAGGCAAUCGAGGAUGGCGUAACGGUUGCAGCAAACCCGGGCGCUGGCGCGGCGCGCAUGGAGAACGACCUCAAGACUGGAGGCAUGCAGAGGAACGGCGAUCGAGACGACCCAAGCGCAGCGACCUUUGGAGAGGAGUGGAGCUCGAAGAAGGAACGUAUUCGAAGGUCAUCCCCAUAUGGUCACAUGAAGAACUGGGACAUCAUCAGUGUCAUAGUCAAGACUGGAGCAGACCUUCGACAGGAAGCAUUCGCUUGCCAGUUAAUACAAGUCUGUGCGAAGAUAUGGGAGGACGCGGACGUCCCCGUGUGGACUAAACGUAUGCGAAUCCUGGUCACCGGGGAGUCUUCUGGACUCAUCGAGACAAUCACCAACGGUGUCUCUUUGCACUCCUUGAAGCGUAGCCUUACGUUAGCAAGCAUUGCUGCAGGGACUAAUCCGAGGAAACGGAUUGCGACUCUGAAAGACCAUUUUGUGAAAACAUUCGGCGAUCCGGAGUCCGAAACGUACAUCGCUGGUGUAGACGCUUUCACGCGUUCGUUAGCGGCCUACAGCAUCAUCUCCUACGUGCUGCAGUUGAAGGAUCGACAUAAUGGUAAUCUGCUGAUCGACAACAUGGGCCAUAUCAUACACAUCGAUUUCGGCUUUAUGCUGUCGAACUCUCCGGGUUCUAUGGGGUUUGAGGCAGCUCCCUUUAAGCUUACGCAGGAAUACGUUGAUGUGUUGGGCGGCUUGACCUCGCCUUCCUUUGACCAAUUCAAGACGUUAUGCAAGAGAGCCUUUCUGGCGUUGCGCAAAGACGCGGAACGGUUGAUCAUGUUAGUGGACAUGAUGGGUAAGCAGAGUAGGAUGCCUUGCUUUGCUGCUGGACCUGCCGGCGUCACCAAUUCCUUGCGAGCAAGGUUGAUGUUGCAUCUCAGCAAGGAAGAGGCGGAAGCCUUCGUUGAAGAGCUGAUCGCGAAGAGCGUAGGAAGCUAUUAUACCCGACUUUACGACACUUUCCAGUACCGCACACAGGGCAUCUACUGAUUUCCGUCUGCUGUUCUUCACAUUACCGUUUGCGCGUUACCCAAGACCCGCGCAGUUCGAUUGGGCAUUGGUUAGGCAUUUUUGGCAUCAAUAAUGGUGUUCUCGUUUAUCUGCUAUGAUGAUGGCAUUGGGGCGCGGAACGGUGGACAUACCAUUUGCUUGUUGAUCUCAAGACAGGGUGUGGGAGUGCGCAUUGGAUGAAUGAUGAUGGCUGAAAGAUGUGCAUUACCACUGGCGUAUAAAAGGUAAAUAUCUAUCUUCGGGAACCAAGCGACAUAGUGUCAACAGCUUAGUUGAACCACCCCACAUAACUUCGCAG